Molecule: messenger RNA, 3613 nt
Organism: Electrophorus electricus (electric eel)
Lineage: Eukaryota; Metazoa; Chordata; Actinopteri; Gymnotiformes; Gymnotidae
Gene: nnt2
Product: nicotinamide nucleotide transhydrogenase 2
Biological process (GO): proton transmembrane transport; NADPH regeneration
Cellular component (GO): mitochondrial inner membrane
Molecular function (GO): NADP binding; oxidoreductase activity
Source: RefSeq, a predicted model, not a curated record
UGUGUGGACUGUCCUGCUCUGUCUCUGGCCUGGGACGGAUUGCACAGCUGCUGCUGGACACACGCAGAGAAAGAGUGUGUGAAAGAGAGAGUUUCUCUAGACGAGGGACAUGAGCACUGGGGUGUGAGUGAGAGUGGUGCUGUGCGAUUUCUGCCUCCAGGACCACCGGACGGUGUGGACAGGAGGAAAGAGACAUGCAUGGGCUUCUGCACUCAGUGCCCUUGCUGUGGAGGGGGGCCGUGCAGAGAAUCAGAUGCUUCCACUCCUUCCCCGUGCUGUGGAACCAGCAGGUUACGAAAGGUGUGCGGUAUAAGGAUGUGUUGGUGGGUGUUCCCAAGGAGAUCGUGAAGAAUGAGAGGCGUGUAGCUGUGACCCCGGCAGGGGUGGAGGCAUUGGUGAAGCAGGGCUUCCGUGUGCAGGUGGAGGCAGGUGCGGGUGGAGAGGCCAAGUUCUCCGAUGACCUAUACCGAGCAGCCGGAGCAUCUAUCACAGACACUAAGGGAGCCCUGGGCUCGGACCUGGUGCUGAAGGUGCGAGGGCCUGAGUUUAACGAGGCUCUAGGGGUUCACGAGGCAGAGCUGCUGAAGGCCAGGUCCACCAUAGUGAGCUUCAUCUACCCAGCACAGAACCCUGAGCUUAUGGACAAACUUGCCAAACAGCACAGUACAGUGCUUGCCAUGGACCAGGUUCCUCGGGUAACCAUCGCCCAGGGUUACGAUGCCCUCAGCUCCAUGGCCAACAUCGCAGGGUAUAAGGCUGUGGUUCUUGCUGCAAACAAUUUUGGAAGGUUUUUCACUGGUCAAAUUACAGCAGCAGGAAAAGUGCCCCCAGCAAAGGUGCUGGUGAUUGGCGGAGGGGUAGCUGGUCUAGCUGCUGCAGGCACAGCUAAGUCUAUGGGAGCCAUCGUCAGGGGCUUUGACACCAGACCAGCAGCCUUGGAGCAGUUCAAGUCAUUUGGGGCGGAACCUUUGGAGGUGGAUGUGAAGGAAUCUGGGGAAGGAGUUGGAGGUUAUGCCAAAGAGAUGUCUAAGGAGUUCAUAGAGGCAGAGAUGGGACUAUUUGCCAAGCAGUGCAAAGAUGUGGAUAUCGUCAUAAGCACAGCUCUCAUUCCUGGUAAGAAAGCUCCAGUGUUGAUCACCACGGAGAUGGUGGAGAGCAUGAAGGAUGGGUCUGUGGUGGUGGACCUGGCCGCAGAAGCUGGAGGAAACAUCGCGACAACAAAACCUGGAGAUCUGUAUGUGUACAAGGGAGUGACACACAUUGGUUACACAGACCUGCCGAGUCGCUUGGCAACACAAGCCAGUGUCCUCUACUCUAACAACGUGUUGAAGCUCUUGAAGGCCGUGAGCCCGGAUAAAGAGUUCUUCCACUUCCAGCCCACUGACCAGUUUGACUACGGCACCAUUGACCACGUGAUCAGAGGCACGGUCGUCAUGCAUGACGGCAAAAAUAUGUUCCCUGCCCCCCUACCAAAAACCAUCCCUCCUCUGGUGCCAACCAAACUGAAGUCUGUAGCAGAGAUGGACGUGGAGAAAAGGGCUGCGAUUUCACCUUUCAGGCGAACUAUGAACUCAGCUAGCAUUUAUACAGCAGGGGUGUCUACUGUGUUGGGGUUGGGGAUCAUCUCCCCCAAUGCGGCAUUCACACAGAUGGUGACGACCUUUGGCCUCGCUGGAAUCGUGGGUUACCACACAGUGUGGGGGGUCACACCUGCUCUGCACUCUCCCCUAAUGUCAGUCACCAAUGCCAUCUCAGGUCUAACUGCAGUAGGGGGGUUGGUGCUGAUGGGUGGAGGUCUGACUCCCUCCACAUUGCCGGAGACUCUAGCACUACUGGCAGCUUUUAUUUCCUCCAUAAACAUUGCAGGUGGCUUCCUCAUCACCCAGCGGAUGUUGGAUAUGUUUAAGAGGCCGACAGACCCCCCAGAAUACAACUAUCUCUACGCCAUACCGGGAGUGGCCUUCGUGGGGGGCUAUGGAGCAUCUAUGGCCAGCGGUUACAGCAUUGAACAGAUGAUGUAUCUAGGUUCAGGGCUGUGCUGUGUGGGGGCCUUGGCAGGUCUGUCUGCGCAGGGUACCAGUCGCCUAGGAAAUGCUCUUGGCAUGAUCGGAGUGGCUGGGGGUAUUGCAGCAACCCUGGGUGCACUCAAACCCUCUCAGGAACUUCUGACACAGAUGUCACUUGCCAUGGCAACAGGGGGAGUUCUGGGUCUGACCAUCGCUAAGCGGAUCGAGAUCUCAGACCUGCCUCAGCUGGUCGCUGCCUUCCACAGCUUGGUGGGCCUGGCUGCUGUUCUCACCUGCAUUGCAGAGUUUAUGAUUGAGCACCCACAUUUGGACACCCACCCUGCUGCCAGCGUGGUGAAGACCGUGGCCUACCUGGGCACCUACAUCGGGGGUGUCACCUUCACCGGCUCGCUUGUCGCCUACGGCAAGCUGCAAGGUAUUCUGAACUCUGCUCCUCUCCUCCUCCCUGGGCGCCACCUGUUAAAUGCAAGUCUCAUGGCAGCAUCUGUGGGUGGCAUGGUGCCCUUCAUGCUGAGUGACAGCUACAUCACCGGUCUGGGGUGUUUACUUACAGUCUCUGGCCUCUCUGGCAUCAUGGGUGUAACUCUGACAGCAGCCAUAGGGGGCGCUGACAUGCCAGUGGUCAUUACAGUGCUGAACAGCUACUCUGGCUGGGCACUGUGUGCUGAGGGCUUCCUGCUCAACAACAACCUCAUGACCAUCGUGGGCGCUCUGAUUGGCUCAUCUGGUGCCAUACUGUCUUACAUCAUGUGUGUGGCGAUGAACCGUUCCCUUCCCAACGUGAUUCUCGGUGGGUACGGAACCACGUCCACGGCGGGUGGGAAACCCAUGGAAAUUGUAGGCACACACACUGAGGUCAAUGUGGAGCAGACCAUCGAAAUGAUCAAGGAAGCCAACAACAUCAUCAUUACUCCUGGUUGGGGCCUGUGUGCAGCAAAAGCUCAGUAUCCCAUCGCUGACAUGGUGAAGAUGUUGAGAGAACAAGGCAAGACUAUUAGGUUUGGCAUCCACCCAGUGGCAGGACGAAUGCCUGGUCAGCUGAAUGUGCUGCUGGCAGAGGCUGGAGUUCCAUAUGACGUAGUGCUGGAGAUGGAUGAAAUCAAUGAGGAUUUCCCUGAGACUGACUUGACCCUCGUUAUUGGAGCCAAUGAUACGGUGAACUCGGCAGCGCAGGAGGAUCCAAACUCCAUAAUUGCAGGGAUGCCUGUGCUGGAGGUGUGGAAAUCCAAACAGGUGGUUGUGAUGAAGCGAACUCUAGGUGUAGGCUAUGCAGCUGUGGACAACCCCGUAUUCUACAAACCCAACACCUCUAUGUUGCUCGGAGAUGCCAAGAAGACCUGUGACAGCUUACAGGCCAAGAUCAGAGACGCCUACUACUAACUCCUCCUCCACUGCCCCUUCUGCACAAGACAGCUUCAGAAUUACAAGAAUAAUAUUUCUUUAGAAAACAACCGUUUUAAUUUUAUUGUUUUUUCAUGAUAAAGUGCCUUUAUGAAACAAAUAAACCAAGUCAUUUCAGGUGAUCGCCUAUAAUUUGACACUUUAAUUGCAUGCACUGAUUUGUAAAUAAAAUAUUUAAGCUGUUA